Lytechinus pictus (painted urchin) is the source of this 8591-nucleotide messenger RNA. RefSeq names its product E3 ubiquitin-protein ligase pellino homolog 1-like. Lineage: Eukaryota; Metazoa; Echinodermata; Echinoidea; Temnopleuroida; Toxopneustidae. The transcript is spliced from 12 exons. Gene Ontology annotation, biological process: protein polyubiquitination; regulation of Toll signaling pathway. The record is from RefSeq and is a predicted model, not a curated record. Bases 689 to 2173 code for a protein of 494 amino acids. Gene Ontology annotation, molecular function: protein binding; ubiquitin protein ligase activity.
AUAAAAAGUUCUCUCAGAUCAGCAGAUACGACAUCGAUAAGGCAACAAAGACUGUGACAAGGAAUUAAAUUCUCAAUAUUUUCCCGAAAACUCCGUCAGUUCUAAGAAUAGUAUAUUAAUGUGUGACUGAUAUCUAUACUCAGAGUUUUGGGUUCGGAACAUGCGAUUCUCAUUUGUGUUUAGGGAUUGAACUUGAAGUUGAUGCGAGUCUGAAUCUCUUCGAACUUCGACUCGAGAGCGGCCUCCAACUGCGGGCUAUCGUGCGGUGGCAUCUACGGUACCGUACCGUACCGUAUAUACUCCGGAGGUAUGGUCGCUCAGCUCAGCUCAACACAUCUCACUCGGGCUCAGGCUCCUCAGCUGCAUUCUUUGAGUUAACCCAGAAUUUGGACGACUAGCAGCCAAUUGUGCAGGAUUAGAUGAAUGGAUAUCACUUCAGUCAGUAUAUAAAUUUCGGAUUGUAUUACCGCAGCAAUAAUUUGCUGACAAAAUAGUGACAGAAUUUUUCAUUUCUUUACUUUAGACUUUAAAUCGUAAGAUUAAUAAUAUUAGACUUGCGUUAAAAAGACCAAAUAACGCUACUGAAACUUAGUCCGAUCAAGGGCAAGUGCUUUUUGCAGUGCAAGUGCAACACAACAGUGUUAUUCAUUAGGAAACCAAAGUGAAAGUAGAAAAAUUACACAGAGGCAUGUUGCAGGCAGCGGGGAGUUCCAGGAUGGACCCAGGGGGAGCAGCGGUGGAGCUUCGACGUGAUCUGGCAAUGACUCCAGCUGUAGGACAUCAGCAGAAAAAGGGAACAGGGCAUGAAAAUAUAAAUCCAGAUAAUUGUGGACUUGGCCACUUGAAAGGAGACAUUUUAUCAGCUACAUGUCACUAUGACGACGAUGGCCAGAGGUCAUCAGGGAAUUUGGCCACAAGAUAUGGACAACUAGUAGUACUUGGAUACAAUGGAGUUCUUCCAGCCGGGAACCGAGGUAGAAGGCGGAGUACCUUUGGGCUUUUUAAGAGAGAUACAGCUAAUGGAGUGAAACCCGACAAACAGUAUGAAAUCAACGCUUCAAAACAAGGAGAGAUGAAGAGUAAUAUUAAGCAAGAAUCACCUGUUAUCAAGAAGGCAAUCAAGAAUAGCAGUAGUAAACACACGAUAGCAUACACGUUAUCAAGGCAUCAGACGGUGGUUGUAGAAUAUGCAAGUGAUUCCUCAACAGAUAUGUUCCAGAUUGGUAGAUCAACUGAACCAGUUAUAGACUUUGUCGUCAUGGAUACAGUUCCUGGUGCGAAAACACAGAAGGAUUGCGUUGUCUCCGAGAGCACGAUAUCACGGUUUGCCUGUCGCAUCAUUGUAGAAAGAAGUCCUCCACAUACAGCGAGGAUAUAUGCAGCAGGCUUCAACUCAACAAAUAAUAUAUUCCUAGGGGAGAAAGCAUGCAAAUGGAAAACCGAGUCUGGAAUGGAUGGGUUAACAACCAAUGGUGUGCUCAUCAUGAGACCGAAAGGAGGUUUUCAAUCCGAUGCAACACCCGGGGUAUGGAGGGAAGUAUCAGUAUGUGGCAAUGUAUACUCACUCAGGGAAACAAGAUCAUCACCUCAAAGAGGCAAACUGAUUGAAGAUGAAGACAAUAUACUGGAGGAUGGUACGUUAGUUGAUUUGUGUGGUGCAACGUUACUAUGGCGAUCGGCUAUGGGACUCGUCAAUACUCCAACACAGAGACAUUUAGAGAGGCUACGUCAAGACAUUAACGACACAAGGCCACAGUGUCCUAUAGGCUUUAAUACAUUAGUCUUACCAAAAAAUAGACAGUCUUCUAAGGUUAUGGAGGAGAAGCAACCCUAUGCAUAUUUAAAAUGUGGCCAUGUCCAUGGAUAUCAUGUAUGGAACAGCAUUGAUACGUUGAAGAAUACAGAAAGAAUGUGUCCGAUGUGUAGAGAGGUUGGUACAUAUGAGGCUCUUAUAAUGGGUAAUGAAGCGAGUUUCUAUGUUGACCAGGGCCCUCCUAGCCAUGCCUUCUGUCCAUGUGGACAUGUGUGCUCUGAAAAGUCUGCGAAAUACUGGUCUCAAGUGCCAUUGCCUCAUGGAACCCAUGCAUUCCAGGCUGCCUGCCCGUUCUGUGCCACAGCUCUUAGUGGAGACCAAGGUUACAUCAAACUCAUCUUCCAAGAAGCCAUUGAUUAGACCAUGUCAAUCAUUGGACAUUGGCCUGAACUGCUUCUACUCAAAGCUUAUAAACUAUUGUACAUGUUGAAUCUGUGGAUGAUUUGAUAUGGGUCAUAGCCUAAGUCAUCCUCACUACUCUUGACCCGUUGGUCUGGUCAUCACUGACCACUGGGCCAGGCGCAUGACUGGUCAUUGCUUGAGCACUGGUUCAGGAGCAUAACUGGUCAUAGCUGUCCACUUGCCCAGGAGUAUUACUGAUCAUCACUGAUCACUUGACGAGGAGCGCAGCUGGUCAUCGCUCACCACUUGACCAGGAGCAUUACUGCAAUGAUCAUCACUGACCACUGGACCAGGAGUGCAACUGGUCAUCACUGACCACUGGACCAGGAACAUUACUGGUCAUCACUGAAGACUGGACCAGAUUAAUAGACUGAACAUUGAUCCAUAGACUUCAUGAACUAUUAACAUUGAUGUUUUGGGCUCUGUGUGUGCAUAUUGUUAGUUGUCUGUGUUUUUUUUCAUCACUGCCUAUUGAGAAGAUUUGUGAUUAUUUUCGCCGGAACAACCUUCCUUGCACCUUAUGGACAAGUACACAACAGAAUCGCUUAAAGGGAAUGACUUAUUAUAAUUGUAUUAUGUUGCAUCGCAUCAAUGUGUUGAUACACUUCCAAGCCUGCCAUCUGUGAAACCUCUUACAGUGAAUUAAGCAAAGUUUGUCCAAAUAGUCUUUAAAAGGCAAUUAGGGGGCAGUUAUAAUGUUAAGACCUUUGUCAGGAGUAUGGAUUUUUUAGCAAUUAAACACUUGCAUAGAUUGAAGUAUAUUACUUUACCUCUUGUCCUACUAGAGUUGAUCCUAAAAAAGGACCGAGCUAUGUUGGAGAUUUAAUGGACAGAGGGGGGGGGGGGUGCAUUAUCCCUCCCCCUUUCUGUUGGCUGUUGUCUUCUUUUGUUUUUACUUCUUCUUUUUUUCAAAGAAAAUCAUUAGAAUGUAUGUAUUCAGCAACCAAAAUCUACCCUUAUUCAAUUAAGGCAGCCAAUCAGUAUGAAAAAUAAUCACUUUAUGAUCUCAGCCUUCCAUUGAGUUGGUACACACUUCACAAAAUGAGUCAUUUUAUUUUUUUACAUGACAUGGUGUCAUGACAAGUCAUGUGGCUUCGGGGAUGGUAUACAAAUACAUAGCAAAUUUAGUCUCAUAAGUUUGUGAGUCUUCAAAGAGAAAAGACUUAAAAUCUUGCUGCCUUAUCUCUGUGUGUUUCAUAAAAAUGGCCCAAAAUGUUGCGGGGGCCAUCAUGCCCCCCCCCCCCCCUGCACCCCAGUCCUUAUAGAGUCAAGAGUAAAAUCUGUAAUGCUUUGAGUCAAUUUCAUACAGUGAUCUGAUAAGACAAUUUACGUGUUAUUUAAAUCGUAGUUAUGUUUUGUUAGAACAUUUCUUUCAGAUAGACAUUAUGAUAAGAUCUUUAUUCUGAGAGAAGGAAACUUGGAGAUGAUAUGGUUGAAAUUUGGGGGGACUGUCUGGGUUCUACAAAGACAUUUUAGAGAAAGCUUUCUUGCCAAAAACAAAUGAUGGCAGGCACUGUGUUUGAAAGAUGAAAAUUUCAAUACCCUACUCUCCAAUGAGAGGUGUGUUUUUUUUUAACCUUUUAUGGAAUUAAAGGAUCCUCUAACAGUUUUUGCCAAAAACAAAUGAUGGCAGGCACUGUGUUUGAAAGAUGAAAAUUUCAAUACCCUACUCUCCAAUGAGAGGUGUGUUUUUUUUAAACCUUUUAUGGAAUUAAAGGAUCCUCUAACAGUAUUCAGUAUACUCUGGAUUAAACUAAUCAUAUGACCAUCAUUAUUGCAUGCUCAAUUUGGAUGAACCUCAUCACAAAAAAAAAUAUAUAUAUAUCAAGUCCCUAGAGAUGCAAUUAAAAUCAGUAUACAAUUCUAGACAUAGCUGCUCUAUACAUAUCAGUGCCUGCUUCUUUUGUUUCUUGAUAUUUUAACUGUUUCACAUGUGUAACGUGUAGCAAUUGUUUGUUGUAACAGGAGUGUUAGAUAUUCCUUUGAGGGCCUACUAAUCCAUAUUAUUUAUUUAUUCACAGUUAGUCGUCUGUUGAAUUUGAAUGUAAUUAGUUCACUCUAUAGAGGACACACUCAUUUUGAACAGUUGAUCUUUAUAAGGGUCACCCUACAUUAGAGUCCUCUGUUUUUUACAUAGUAAAUUAAAAGAAUAACAGAAUUUGGGAAGAACAUGGAACUUACAGAAUCUCAUGGAAUGCACAAUUUUCCAGGCAAAUGAAACGGAAAACUUGGUUCUUUACCAUACAUGUGAUUAAUAUCUUUCAACAUGUAGUUUGCAUGUAUUCUUGAGGUUAUGUAGCAAAUAUGAUAAAUGAGUCAUUCUUAACCAAUCACUACUGAAUGCUCUAAUUCCCAUGACUUUGUAGUUUGUAGAGGGACUACCCCAUUCCCAUAUCCAAGGGGUUAAUUGAUUUGGUGUUAACACUCUAUUAUACUCUUGACAUAGUUUCUUUGUCCUCAUGAAUGAUAUAUUUAGUUCAAACUUGUCUGUGCCUUGUGCUCACAAGAAGAAAGGCUUGGAAUUCAUCAUAUUUGUUGCAAAGAAGCAUUCUUUUUUUAUUUAGGUGUGAAAGUGACCAAAUAUUUGUGUGCCUUGUCUGUCUCAUUCUGGCAAAUGAGUUGCUUGAUUUUUCUGCUGAUUAGUCCAAGCUAUAAACAUUUGAAUUGAUUUUAGGUGUCAUGGUAGUCAGUUAGUUCAACAUAUCCAUGGUUUAGUUCAUAUUCAUAAAGUGACUCAUUUAAUUGUUUGUAAAACAAAGAAAGAAGAUAAUCUACAAAUAUUGACCCAAAGGUCAAUAAGAACUUGAAUUUAAAUGAACUUAUUUCUUCUCAAUUGAGCAAUUUAUAAGAAGUCAACAUUUCACCCUAACAACUUUAAUAAUAUAACAGACAUUUAUUGAUAAGCAUUCUGAUUUUAUAAGAGAAAUAUAUAUUGCCAUGUCUUGAAAGACAUGACUUGACAUAUGUUCAUGAAUUAAUUGCUGUGGUUUUGUCAUUCUGUCCAGAAAUGUAGGUAUUAACAUAUAUUAGAAAAUCUGAAAUGGAUCUACCAGUGGGUGUAUUGCAGAUGAUAUGAUGUGAUAAGGGGUUUGAUAAGGAGUUUUCAUGAAGUGAUUUAUCUGUUAUAAGCUAUUGAUAUGCUUACAUUUGAUUGGCUAAGAUCAAAUUUGUAGGAGAAAAAUGUCUAAUAAGGUAUUUGAUGAAAUGCCCCUCAGGAGGCAACCGAAGUAGCUUUCAUUGACGUGUGCUCUUUUAGCCCUUUUCAUGAUGUAAAUACCAUAGAUAUGUCAAUGUAUUAUCAAUCGGUUCAGCAUUGUAGUCCAUAUUGCCUCAAGUUUGCAAACAAAAUUUCUACUUUUGAUUUAGAUUUAGAUUUUUAAAUCAGCUCUGAGUUGAUGAUGAUAAUGCAUUUUCCUCUAUCAUAAAAAGUAUUUCAUUCAUUAUGAUAUUUGUUUAGAAAAAAAUUAUUCAAAAUAAAAUUUAUUGACCAAAAUAGAAUAGAUGAAUAAAUAGGAAAGAACCAGAAUUAAGUUUAUUGCGCAAUGAGACACCUUACAAAGAUCAGACUAACAUUAGUUAUCAAAUAAUUGAAAACUUUUCAUCGGCAAACAUUCCACAAUGAUAAAUGUGAUGACCGACCGCAAUUGCAGCACUAGGCUUGAUACUUCACAAAUACAGAAAAGGCUUUUUGGAAGCUCAAAAAUUGGAACAAAACAGAUAGGGUACAUGCAACUCCCCCUGAUUCACAAUGCCAUAACAGUUAAACAAAACACGAUUGUGCAAAAUUCUGAAGUUAUUCAAUGAUAGUCAUUAGAAUUAUCUCAUUUAUUGUUUAUGAUAUUCAUAAAAAAGGAAGGAGUUACUCCUUUUACUGUUAAGUUUCGUUUCUGCAAAGGUAGCAAUCACAUUUAAAAGAAUGAAAAUAGAUUAAUAUGCAACAUAUGGAUUUUACAGUGUGUAAUUGCUGACCUAUUGAUUUUAAUACAAUAUUAGAUUAUUACUUUACAGAUACCAUUCCACUGUAUUUAUUCAGUUUGAAUAAUUAUUUUGGUUAUAUACUGAGUUGUGAAAUUUGAUUAUUUCAAAUUACUGUUGAUUUUGCAGAACAGUGUUCCUGACUAUAUGUACUUUAGACUUUCAUUUGUCUUAGAGAAUUCAGUGACUUUCACUCAUUCAGAAACUCAUCAUUGAUGUAAUGUCAUUCUAAUUCUUCCUUAUUGAUUGAUACUGAAUGCACACAAAUGCUGAAUAAACAAAGAAAACUUCUUUUUUUUUCAGAUGAAAAGAUUUAAAACUCAUUCGAAAGUUCACUGGUCAUUACAACUCCAUGAAUAAUGUAAAUAAUAGUGUAUUGGAAUUUGGGAGUGUAAAUAAAAAGGUUUUUUUUUUCAUUAGUGAGUCAAUUUUGUCAAGAAGAACUGUGAAUAAGUACAUGUAUUUAUGUACAAAUCAUUAUAUUGCUAACUCUAUGGAGAAUAUUCUUAUUUAUUACAAUGUACAAUUAACUUAUUUGCUCUGAUGAAAGAAAUGAGAAAUUUGAAUUUCAUUUUAUGUGGAAAUGUACUUUUAUAUCUUUCGUUCCAUUUCAACUUGAACAGUGUAUUAAGAUGUCAUGUAUUGGAGUUAUUAUAUAUUUUCAUUUUGGCAAAGUCUGGAUGGAAUUAAUAUGAUAUUGACUAUCAUAAUGUAUCUCAGUAUUACACAAUAUUGCAGAUUAUUUUAGGUGGAAUAUAUAUUUUUACCAAUUCUAUUUAUUUUGCAGAGAACAUGCCUUUGUUAUGAUUCCUUGUAAUAUUUUUACUUGUGCAGAUAGGUAGUUCCCACGAGUAUGAGACGUGGCUUAUUAGCCCCCCCCCCCCUCCCCGACUCAUCAGUUUUAUUUACAAUGCACAGACAGACUGCAAUAUCUAGUAAAUGAUAUGUACAUGUAUUUUGGUAUUUAAAAAGUCAAUUAGGUCAUCAUUAUCCAGCCGUACUCCCCAUGUAUUUGCCCGCAUAUAGAAACCACACACUUAAUCUCAUUAGAUUUGCAUCUCAUUGAAAUACAACUAAAACUCUAUUGGGACCAAUAUUUAACUGGUGAGUGUUUCAUGAAGCAACUUGCACUGAGCCAAUUGAUGCAAGGAUUUCAGUAGCUUAUAACAAGCAGAGAAAAAUCAGCAUUUAUUUUAUGCAACACUCCUAUCUAUUUCCAGUGGAGGAAUGAUGGACAAGAGUUAUUUCAUUCAGUUUUAAUAUUGCUGGUACAUUUCCAUUGACAUGAAUUUAUUUGAAGUAAUCCUUUUUAAGCUGACGUGGUUAGGGUGAAAUUACUGUAUAAUUUUUUUUCAUUCUCACUGAAAUGCAUAUGUUGCGAAUUGAGUAAAGUUGUAUUGGUGAGAAUGAAGAUGACUAAAUCCUGCCAGAAACAUAAUGGCACAAAUUCACAAAGGUGGUUUGGAUUGGGUUGAAACCGUGGUUUAUGCAGAUUUUAUGAUCCACUUAUUUUUACUUCAUUCAAAGCGUAUGCUGAGAAUGUAUCCAAUAGUGAGUGCACACUUUAUCAGGGCACUACUAAAUUCCUGCUUGUUAUUAGGUAACAGCAUUAAUGAGACCACUUUAAUUAAUGAGUCUAUACAGUUUGUGUAUGACAGUUGGCUCAUUAAUGCAGUAUCAAAAUGACGGACGUGAAUUAGUGCCCUGUGAUAUAAGUGCAUAUUCAUGAUUGGAGCAAGCUUUGUCAGAAGAUGUGCUGAAAUAAGCAUCAUCAGUGCAUGAAAGCUGCAUGAGCAAUUGUUUCAAACCACAGAUUCAAAACCACUUUUGUGAAUUUGAAAAAGAGUUUAAAAGAGGUUAAACGGAAAGCAGCAUUUAUACAGGCUCUUUUGAAUUACAACAUAAGGAAGAGAAUAUGUGCAAUUGUUGUGCUGAAAUGUGUCCUUGUAUUUAAAUUUCUACAAAAUAACGGAAGAAUGAUGUCGCUUGCUUCCCAGAAAUGCAUUUUACAUACUGGGGGUAAUAGUUUGCAUGUAAACUGGAUUGAGCACAUCUGUGUUAUUACUCCAAGACAUGAGGAGAGUCAGUGAUAAACCACUUCUAUAACAACCUUGCAAGUUUUCAUUGUGAACUGCUCGUUGAAAAAAAAAGAAGAGAAGACAAUCUUAUCAUCUUGAGUCGUAUCCUAACAAAAUCUAUGCUGAAAUAGGUACAUGAAAAUGUAUUAGAUGUGCAUACUGUUUAUGCAAUGGUGAUGUGAAAAUAAAAGGUUGAAUUAAAAAAUGCUUUCCAUUAUUGUGAAGAGAUAAUAGAGAGCACGACUGCAUUAAUAGUGUACUGUAUUUGUAAGAUGUGGCACAAUGUGAAAAUAAAAUGAAAACCUUUCCAUUUUCAGAAAGUA